This is a messenger RNA of Phoenix dactylifera (date palm), 2029 nucleotides long. RefSeq lists its product as uncharacterized. NCBI's taxonomy places the organism in Eukaryota, Viridiplantae, Streptophyta, Magnoliopsida, Arecales, Arecaceae. The record is from RefSeq and is a predicted model, not a curated record.
GCCCUCUUGCCCCCCAACCCAAUUUCACCCGUCACCGCUCUUUGUAAGUGCGGCUUCCUGUUUUAACCUCCCAAUGCCGAAGUCGCGGCCGAGGGCCUCCCCUUUUCAAGGACAUGGUUCCUGCCCAAGAAUUGGCAGAUGUUGAUGAAGAAAGAAUGCCUGAUACCAUUGUUAAAUCUGAAUCUGAGGAGGUAAGCAGAGAAAAAAUGAUGACGAGUGAUGCAGCCUGCUCGGUGUCAGCGAAUAACUGUGAGGACAAUGGCUUCUAUGCCGAGUCAUCAUGUGACCCGCAAUAUGUGGAUGAUAACAUGGAUCAGGAUAUUGAUAUUCUUGAUUGCAAUGAUGUUGUUGCUAUUGAUAAGGUUAAAGAUGAAGACCCUGAUGCCCCAGAGUCCUCGAGCUCGUUUGGGGACACGUCCUCAGGGUCUGACCAUGAGUCAAAGCUGAACCAGAGUGAUGUUGAAAUGGACUCAGGGUUUGGUGUGAUGAAUGACAAUCCUGCUGUUUUCGAUGGGUUUCACAAGGUUUUUAAGAAGAAAAAGGUGACUGCUCAUUGGAGAAAAUUUAUCAGCCCUCUAAUGUGGAGGUGCCAGUGGUUAGAAUUGCGGAUAAAGGAACUGCGGUUGCAGGCAUUAAAAUAUGAUAAAGAACUUGGAGCAUACAAGAAUGAAAAAGAGUUGCAGUCAAAAAUGGUUGAGUUGGAUGGUUGUGUGUCUAGAUCAGUGCCUCUGACUGGUAGAAGCCCCCCAAAACAAGUCAUGAAGAGGAGAAAAAGAAAAAGAAAUGAAGAUAUAGCUGACAUAUCGUCAUAUAUGUCAAACCACCAUAUAUUCUCUUACAAUGAAAAUAAGAAAACUGAAACAGAUGGUCGCUCAGUUGAUGAUGAUUAUGGUGAUCGAGCAGAUGAGAAUGUCAGAGGCGCCGAGGAUAAUGAGUGGUUACUUGGCACCAAGGGUCAUGAUAGUUUACUAGAGCAAAUUCUUUUAAACAUCGAAGCUGUUCAGUCCCGAGUUCUCAAGCUGAAGACUUCUCUCAACAAGGUUAUGUGCAGAAAUGCCAUGGGGAUCUCUUCAUCUCCUGGCAAUUUGUUCUCCAGUGGUCUGCCUCCUAGUUAUGCCCAAAGUCAUAUUGGUUCCCCUGAAAAUAAUGGAGAUGGAUUGCCGGUUGGAGCUAUAGGUACUCCACCCCACCUUGUAACUGAAUAUGAGAUGGGAGAUAUGGUGAUGCCCGAAAGUGCAGUCUCUAGCUAUGGAGAUGCUGCUGAUGUGGAUAUUAUUGAAAGCACAAUGGGCCUACUAUCUGCUGUUGAUGGCCCCUUGGAUCAGCAUCAGAUCAGAGACCUGUGCAAAGACAGUGCUGAUGAUGUUCUGAUAGACAACCAAGCUGCAGAGGAAGAGUUUCAGAAAUUUGAGAAGGUCAGUCAUCCAAGAGAGAGACCUCAAGAAUUGGUUAAAGAAGCUGGGUCCCCCUCUGAGGAGGAGAGCAUUGCCCCUAAAGUUUCAACGCCGGAGCCAGGUCCAGAAAUAGAGAAUGUGGAGUUGUCACAACAAACAGUUCUGAAGCCCUGCUGCUCGGGAAAACGCAGAGGGCGAAAGCCCAAGAGGAAGCAGCGAGGGGGUUCUGUAGCUGCUUUGAGUAAUUUGAGGAGUGAGAGGCUUCGGAGACACAGAAUUUUGGGAAGAAAAAGUUAGCCUGUAGAUUUUUUUUUCUUGUGUUCGGCAUUCCAGGUCUUAUUAUCAACAGUCUUGUAAAAGACAUUGGGCAGGUCCUUUUGUUUUCUACUCUUCCCCUGUAAUCCAUUAAGUGCUGAUCUGAGAGUUAAUAGCUUUGUAAAUUGGAUUGACAAGAUUAGAAUUUACUAGAAACUGACUGAAACUCUCGUUUUUGGGGUCCAGAUUUGUAACCAAAUUCAAUGCAGUUACAGAGUACUUAGUAAUUCUUACAGACUAAGAUUUUGGGUUUUAUAGUUGUUUAUAUGGCCAAUGACGGCCCUAUGACCUGAUCAGCCAGCAAUAGCAAAUCUCUUUGA